AUGGCACCCUCUCUGGAAGAGCCCAUCGUUGCCUCAUCUCCGGCACCCAUCAUUGUUCCCCUCAAGGGAGUUGCGGCCGGUAACAAGUUCGGCUAUGUCCCUGGACGGACACUCGUGAAAGAAUAUACCAGCUACGACUACGAUGAUCUUCUACCCUCUUUCCCCAACAUUCAUUGGAAACCAUUAGAGGAAAUCGAGCACCAAGACCGGGGAAUUUCUGGAGAUCCCAAGUUCCGUAACCUCCUCCAAGAUGCCUCCAAUGUAUUCGACUACAACCCCAAGAUUGGAACUGAGAUUCACGGAGUCGACUUGGCCAAUUUGACAGAUGCUCAGAAGGACGACCUGGCUCGUCUGGUAGCAUACCGAGGAGUUGUUUUCUUCCGUGAUCAGAAGAACCUGAAUGUUGAUGCGCAACGGAACCUUGGAAAGCACUUUGGAAGGCUGCACAAGCAUUCUACUACUUCCGUUCCCCGCAAGGGAGGCCUUGAAGAUGUCCACGUCGUGUACACGGCUGACAACUCCCCGGACAACCGUGCCUUAUUCAGCCCAAGCUUCUUGUGGCAUUCAGAUGUUACAUACGAAGUUCAACCGCCAUCAUACACCAUGUUGAAGGUGCUCACCGGCCCCCCAAGCGGAGGCGGUGGCGACACCCUCUGGUCGUCACAAUAUGCCGCCUAUGAUGUCCUGUCCUCUCAUAUGCAGACUUAUCUCAAAGGCUUGACUGCCCUCCACUCGGCUGAUAUGCAAGCCAACGACUCACGGGCUCUUGGUCGUCCAGUUCGUCGAGACCCAGUCACCACCGAACACCCUCUUAUCCGCACAAACCCCGUCACAGGCUGGAACAGUCUGUUCUUCAAUCCCGGCUUCGUCACCGCCAUCGUUGGUAUUCCAAAGGGUGAAAGCGAUGCCAUUAUCCGGUACCUCACUGAUGUCGUUGCGACGACACAAGAGGCACACGCUCGCUUCCAGUGGAACGAGGGUGAUGUUGCCAUCUGGGACAACAGGACAACGAACCACUCUGCUACAUACGGAUUCACACCUCAUCGUCGUCACGCUAUCCGCGUCGCUGCCCAGGCCGAACGCCCGGUUCUGAAGGACUCGGGCAUAUCACAGGAGGAUGAGAUCAACGCUUUGCAUGGUCUACCCGCAGUCAACAAGAACGGGGCACGACAGUCAAACUACAAUGACUAG
This is a messenger RNA of Penicillium verhagenii, 1191 nucleotides long. RefSeq names its product TauD/TfdA dioxygenase family protein. Bases 1 to 1191 code for a protein of 396 amino acids. The record is from RefSeq and is a predicted model, not a curated record. NCBI's taxonomy places the organism in Eukaryota, Fungi, Ascomycota, Eurotiomycetes, Eurotiales, Aspergillaceae. Gene Ontology annotation, molecular function: 2-oxoglutarate-dependent dioxygenase activity. Gene Ontology annotation, cellular component: cytoplasm. The transcript is spliced from 4 exons.